AUGGUCGUGCCCAUUCCGGAAACGAAGGACGUGUUUGGCAACAAAAAAAGGAUACGAAUCGAGAACAACCAAAAUAAUUUACAAAUCAUCGGCAAUCAAAACCGGAUAUUGGUAAAAGCUAACGAUGGCACCCUGAAUGUGAUAGGCAAUUUGAACAACGUGAAGAUUAUGAGUAACCGUGGGAAAAUUAACUACAUCGGAAAUGAAGGAUCGAUUUACCUGAGUGAUCAGAGCAAAUCGAUGAAGGUGAACUACACGGGAAACAACGCCAGAAUCAGGAUCUGCGACCACGAGCAGUUAUCGGAUCGAUUUCGAUAGAAGCGGAUAAAGUUACGUGUAUUCGAGACCGUACUAGGAAAGACUGCAGUGCAGUUGGACAGUGCGGCGAAACAAUAGUUCAAGUGAAGAGUAAUAGCAUCAAUUACAUGACUUAGAAGAAUGACUUAGUAAAUUAUUUAUUUAUCGUGGUGAAAAAAGUACACCUACAUAUGAAUCAUUGCCAGACUAUCAAGAAGCCUAGUUAGUGUAAAUUGUAUUCCUCUAGCGCCUAGAUGAGGCACACGCAAAAGACUGAUAUUUAU
Messenger RNA from Sabethes cyaneus, 581 nucleotides. It is a transcript of the gene pirk, whose product is annotated as eukaryotic translation initiation factor 2-alpha kinase PK4. Bases 1 to 318 code for a protein of 105 amino acids. The record is from RefSeq and is a predicted model, not a curated record. Lineage: Eukaryota; Metazoa; Arthropoda; Insecta; Diptera; Culicidae. The transcript has a single exon.